Dreissena polymorpha is the source of this 2710-nucleotide messenger RNA. RefSeq names its product U4/U6 small nuclear ribonucleoprotein Prp3-like. Gene Ontology annotation, cellular component: U4/U6 x U5 tri-snRNP complex. The record is from RefSeq and is a predicted model, not a curated record. The transcript is spliced from 20 exons. The coding region runs from base 111 to 2072 and encodes 653 amino acids. NCBI's taxonomy places the organism in Eukaryota, Metazoa, Mollusca, Bivalvia, Myida, Dreissenidae. Gene Ontology annotation, biological process: mRNA splicing, via spliceosome.
CAUUUAUGUGUCAUUAACUUACAUUGGCUCAAAGUCUUAUUUUUGGCCAAUGGCGUUUGCCGUAUUAUUGUAGCUUUGUGAACGACUCUGUGUCGACUAUUUGUUUUGCAAUGUCCCUGUCUGACAAGGAAUGGGAUGACUUGAAGCUGCUCUUGGACAAGGCAGUGAGUAAGUUCCUGGGCUUUAGUGAGCCUUCACUUGUAACGGCGGCCCUUAAGUGCAUCGACAAUGGCUACGAUGAAAAGAAAACUGCAGAUAAAUUGCAGACGUUUUUGGAUGAGAAGCAAGCACCAAUGUUUGCUGAGAAACUGUUUGAUGUUUGGGGAGAUUACAGAUCUUCCAGCAAGUCUUACAAGAGUAAACGCAAAAAGGAUGAUUAUGACGAGGGGCGUGAUGAUACUAGAAAGAAGACCAAGUUCACGGAAGAACCGAGUGAGAAUGAGGGGCCAAGUCCUGGACAGCUCACUGAAGAAAAGAUCAAGGAGAUGAUGCAGAAUGCCCAGAAGAUGAUCCAGGAGCGUAAGGCACAGAUCAUGGGUACUAGCAAACCUGCACCCCCACCCACUCAGGCCCAGAAGUACAUGGAGGAUGCUAAGGACAAGGCCCAGCGUGCCAAUGAGUUGCAGGCUCAGAUCCAGGCCCGGCUCGCCAGCAUGGCCGGUAUGCCUGGGCUCCCUGCCCCCAUGAAGGGCAUGCCCCCUGUGAAAGUGCCAGAGGUGAAACUGCCACCCGAAGUACACAGCAGAGCCCAGCCAAUGUCACAACCCACACCCCUGAUAUUGGACUCUGAAGGACGGACUAUUGAUGCUAAAACUGGCCAGGCUGUCACUCUAACCCACUAUGCUCCAACUCUCAAGGCCAACAUUCGAGCCAAGAGACGGGAACAGUUUAAAGGGUUGAUAGAUGCACCUCCAGAAGAGAUCAGUGCAUCUAAAUACUUUGACCCUCGUGUCAGCAUUGAGCAGCCACAGAGACAAAAACGUGGUUUCCGCUUCCACGAGCAAGGCAAGUUUGAACAGUUGGCUCAGAGAUUAAGAACAAAGGCCCAGCUGGAUCGACUGCAGAGCGAGAUUUCCCAGGCUGCCAAGAAGACAGGCAUUGCCUCCGCAGCUAAACUGGCAACAUUGGCUCCCAAGAAGGAACUGGCUGCUGGAGAAAUCCCAGAGAUAGAAUGGUGGGACAGCUAUAUUGUCAGGACUGUAAACUCGUAUACUGAUGUGGGUCUGGGGGAGGAACUGCGGGCCAGACUGGAGGGAAUAACACACCUUGUGGAACAUCCCAUACAGAUGAAACCACCGGCGGAGCCAGAGAAAGAGCCAAUCAUGCCAGUUUUCCUCACAGCUGCAGAGCGCAAGAAACUGCGGAGACAGAACCGCCAAGAGGCCCAGAAAGAGAUACAGGAGAAAAUACGGCUGGGGUUGGCGCCUCCACUGGAACCCAAAGUGCGGAUGGCAAACUUGAUGCGAGUUCUGGGCUCUGAAGCUGUUCAGGACCCCACCAAGGUAGAGGCACAUGUCAGGGCACAGAUGGCAAAACGACAGAAAGCUCAUGAGGAGGCAAAUGCAGCAAGAAAACUCACAAAGGAACAGAGGCGAGAGAAAAAAAUUAACAAAAUCAAAGAAGACACAUCCCUUGGGGUACAUGUAUCAGUCUACAGAGUGAAUGAUCUGAGCAAUCCAGCCAAGAAGUUUAAGGUGGAGACAAAUGCCAACCAGCUCUACAUGACUGGGGUGGUCGUUUUGUUCAAGGACUGUAAUAUAGUGGUCGUCGAAGGAGGUCCCAAGCAGCAGCGAAAGUUUAGAAGAUUAAUGCUGACUAGAAUAAAAUGGGCGGAGGAUAAGCAGAAGAAAAAGAAAGAAGAUGAUGAAGUGGAGGAAGGGCCAGCAACCAGUAACAAAUGUGUUCUAGUGUGGGAGGGUACAACGCAGCAGCGUGCCUUUGGAGAGAUGAAAUUCAAGGUAUGCCCAACAGAGGCCUUUGCUCGGGAACAGUUCCGCAAACACAACGUUGAGUCGUACUGGGACCUCUCGUUUAGUGGGGCAGUCCUGGAAACAGCCGGAGAGGAGCUGUGAAAGUGGGGAGGAUGAUGUAGAGACUUGUUGACGGAGAAAUGUUAUAAAUGGAAUCAAGGGUUUUAAAAGUAUUGUUGAUGCUUAAUUAACAAUAUUUUACCGUUGACCUUUAUUGAUGGUUUCUUGGAAAUUAUGGGCUCUUCAACACAUGUAUGUUUUAUAUCCUGGUGACUCAAGGGCCAUGGCAGAUAUAAUUCAAACUUGCAUUUAUGCAUGUUUCUUUAGUUGACAGACCCAUUUUUAUGUGACAGUAUGUUACUAUUGUAUUGCACAAGAUUGAAGUAAGUACAGAGAACAAAGUGUACUUGUUUAUUUAUGGAGAAAAAAAGCCAACACAUUUUAAGUUUUAAACUCUUGCCAGGAAUACGUUUUCUGGUUUGAUUGUUAUUGAUUGAUGUCUUUGAAGUACAUAAAAGAUAGACUUCAGUAAGAUAUACAUGUAUGUAGCAAGUAUUCCACAAACAUGUGAUGUCCAUUAUUUUGCUGUUUAAAAACAAGCGGAAAAUAAAUGAUCCAUUAAUGGGGACAUUGCUUUCAAAGUGUAAAACUGAAUGCUGAAUUCCAAACACCAGAUAUGUGUGAGGAAGUAUAAACUAUUCUUGCCUUACCUGAAAACUGGAAAAGUAUUUAUUACGGAA